Messenger RNA from Struthio camelus australis, 4291 nucleotides. It is a transcript of the gene RBM44, whose product is annotated as RNA binding motif protein 44. Gene Ontology annotation, biological process: mRNA splicing, via spliceosome. Gene Ontology annotation, molecular function: mRNA 3'-UTR binding. The record is from RefSeq and is a predicted model, not a curated record. Lineage: Eukaryota; Metazoa; Chordata; Aves; Struthioniformes; Struthionidae. Gene Ontology annotation, cellular component: catalytic step 2 spliceosome.
AUGGAACUGGACAAGAACAGCAGUGUUAAAAGCAAAAGCGGGCUCUUCGUUCAGUCCUCCCACCUUUUAUCUUACUCUGAGAAAGUUGAGCACAGUAUCAGAGACCUUGCAGCAGAAAUUAACCGUUCUGUUUUUGGCCAGGCAUGUUCCAUAAAUGUCUCAGAGUUAAAGUUGUCAGAGGAAGGCUUACCUUAUUUAAGUUCGUCUUUAGAUGCAGAUAUUGAAAUGUACAAUAAAGAGAGAAGGACAAUUUGCUGUGCCUGUGGAGAUAAAAGCGAGGGAGAAGCUAGUAUGUUGGGAAUGGCAUGCAACGAUAUGCAUUUUCUUUGCAGGGUUAGUGAUGAGUACAGACAAAGUGAUUUAGGGGAGGAUUCACAGCUGGAGUAUCUCAGUGCUGAUGAGCAAGAUUAUUAUGAUAGGAAUAGCUCAAGUGGGAUCUGUAAGCAAACAAAAACUGUAGGAAUCCAAACUUUAAAGUUGAUAGAUCGAGCUCGUGAAGUUCCAGGGGGUGGAGUCACAAAGGAGCAAGAUCUUGCUAAUGUGUUAGAAGGUUGUUCUCCUAUCUGUAAAUACUGCAUAGGUGAUCAGAUCUGCAUAGAAGCAGCUGUGCCAGAACUUCCCCAAGCACUUCGGGACUGUCUCUCUCUGCCAGCGUACAAAGACACGAGUUGUGAUCAUGAAGAAGAGCAGACAGAGUAUCAUAGUGUUCUUUACGAAGGUACACUUGAAAGUCAUGCUUGUGGGAGUAAAGAAAGGGUUUCUCCAAAUCCGUUCAUACAUGGCACUUUAGAAAAUGAAAAGGUGGAAGACGUUCCUUUGAUUGAUGGCACACAGUCAACCAAAAUGGCUGUAAAUGAGAAACCGGUCGAAAGGAAUGAUAGACGUAUUCACAGCGUCUCCGUGAAGCAAGACAAUCCUUCCCUUUCACCACAGGAAAGGUCCCCUGCAAUAGCCACGCCAUUUUGCCAAAGUGCAGGCGAGACUAAUUCUUACAGGUGUGAUGAAGCCUUUGUGUGUGUACUUGGUACCAGCUGUGUUGACUGUGCUCAGAAGGAUGUUGAAACCAAGUGUCCUGUCCCCCAAACUGAUGCUAGAGAGAAUCCCUUGUUUGGGCUGGAAGUUGUAGGUAAACCUGGAAACACCAGCUCUCCGAACCUGGAACUGGAGUGUCAUGCAAACUUGAGUAAUGUUACCAGUGACUCUAAAGUUACCGUUCACCAGACCGUUGAUGCAAGUUCUGAUUUUAGAGCUUGCUUUACAACAAGUAGAGCUACCAGUGCCCAGGCUUGUCUAGUAUCCAGGGCUAUUAAUACAGAGAUAACAAUGAUGAACAAAUCCAGACCUGUGGAAUGGCGCCGUGAAAUCUGUGCCGAUGUUGCUUGCAAUACUGACUGGUCAUGUGUAUCUGGUAGUACAGAGGAAACUUGGUCACAGUUUACUGACCUAUUGGAAAAACGUUUAGAUGGCGGUACUGCAACAGCUGAAAGGAGUUCACAAAUUCAGGAUCCGUGGGAAUUAAAAAAUAAGCUGUGUAGCAGUGAUUUAAAGAUAAGCACUGACAGGCCCCUACAUUUUGACAAACAAACUGUGGAGGACUCUGAAUCAAGCUACUGCAGAAAAAUACUGCGGAGAGCUGUCGAAGCGGAAUUGCAGAUUCUAAACAUUCAUUAUCAGAUGUGUUGCCAUCAUUGCUUGAAGAUUUACAAACUGUUUAUGGAGGAAGAAAAAUAUUUUAACAGAUGUAAUAAAAAUGGUUUUGCUAAGACUGAAUUGAACUCAUCUCUCCUGUCCGUUUUGGAAGAGCUAAAAAAGAGCUAUGAGAGUCUGAAAAAGAAAAUAGAAAUGGGCAUACCAUUAAAUGCACUUCCCCCUCUAUCGGUUGAGACAAAGUUGUUCCCAGUCUUUUCUUCUUAUGUCCCAUGCAAGGUAUACAGGGAGAAUCUUUGCUCUGCUUCCCCUUUAGGUGCCAGAAAAACAGACCUUGAAGAACCAAAACUACAAGAAAUGAAAAUUUCUGUCGAUGUGGACAGUCCUCAGACAGCGUGUUUAACUGAUGGCAGUCAGCCUGGACACCGUACUUCGUCCAAGACGUUUGAAGACCAACGUAAAGAUCAGGAUGUGGAAUACAACUGCAGAAAAAAUGAAGUGAAUGAACGUUGGUUUGAUGCUAAAGAGAACUUGUCAGCAACAGAUUUUUCAGUAACAUUUGAUGAAAAGCAGCAAGAAAAACAAGGCGCAGAUGGUUCAAGAGAAGUGAAGAUAAUUGACAGUGCAAAUGAGUAUUUUUUUGUUCAUGUUGGAGGCUUAAGUUCUUCUGUGUCAGAGGAUGAUUUAAGAUCGCAUUUCCAGAAGUAUCAGGUUUCUCGCGUUCUUAUCUGUGCAGAUUCUGCUAGCUACAGAUACGCAUUUCUUUGCUUUAAAGAAGCUAAUAAAGCAAAGUUAGCUGUAGAAGAAAUGAACAGGAAAGAAAUAAAAGGAAAGACUGUAAGUCUUGAACUUGUAAAAAAUGCAUCAGAGAACAGAUCUUCAGUCUCUCAGAACCUUUUGAAUAAGUCUUGGUAUGAAAUCCAAUCUAUUAAUAAGUGUCAAAAAGACGUUCAAGAUAAAACAUUCACUUUGGCUUCCAAUUCUGUGAAAGCGUCUGCUGCCACCUCUGCUUCUGAGAAGGUGCUUCUCCUUCCCGCGACUCCCUCAGAAGUUACUCGUGCUACUCAAGUCCCCUCAAAAGCGAACUGCCUUGGUCUGAAACCCUGUACUGAAGGCUCAGAACAUUCUUUGGUUGAAAUUAAUCAACAGGAUACUGGAGAGAAUUCUCUGCAGAAAACACCUGCUCUUUUCUCCCCUAAUCCAUUUGAUACCUUUAUUCCUCCUAAUACACUGAACUUGAGCAGCUUUACCAAAUUAAUGAAGAAACUUCAAGAAAUGCAUCCAGAGGCUAGUAGGGAGAAAAUUGUAGAUGCUCUGCUGGAGGUGAGAACAAACAAUAAGGGUAUCCUGAGUGGCUUGUCCAUAAAUUCUAUUGUGAAAAGGACCUCUCUAAUUCUAAGGAAAUCCAUGCCCAAGAGUGGGGGGAAAAAGGAAUGUAAAUAAGUGAUUCUCUGACAAGGAGGAAUUGAUCAUCUCGCUUGGAAGAUUUUGCAAACUCUAUACUCCAGCUUGUUCCAGGAUCAUAUUGUGUUUCUUACUGGUUUUACUGCAGCGGAUCUUAAUGAAAAUUCACGUAGCAUCAUCGCAUGAUUUGUGGUCUUACGCGAGACAAAAUAACCUGAAGAUCGCUUGGGGGUGUCUUUUUGUGUAUGAAGAUCUUAAGUGGUUCUUCCCAGUUUUCCUGUUCUCCACAGUUGGCUCAAGCAUUCAACAACAGGUUUCUCUAAGUGAUAUAAUUAAAGGAGAAUGUUUCAGUGAAACAGGACUUCUCCAAUACUGGAAGGACGUUUCUAUGCUUAGUGAUCACUGAAGUAGACAACCCCCUUAAUUCUUAUACACCUCUUAAUUUUAGGCAUUUUAGGUAGCUGGUAAGUUGGUUCAAAGUACUACAUGUUUAAUAAAUUGCCAACGUGUUUAAGUUCUUUCCAGAUCAUCUCAUUCUGAAUAGUUUGUAGAAAUCUCACGUAUCCUUUUAACACAAGGCAGGGAAGGGACGACGUCAGAGGAAGCUUUGUUUUACAAAACCAGGCCUCAGUGUUUCCCAUACUCAUGGACUUUGUUACGUAAACUGCAGUGUUACAACAGCAGCAAUUAUUCAGGAGCAGAGUGAUCUUGAGUCCAUUUUCAUUUGGCAGUUCUGUAACGUGCUUCUGAGUCUGAUGGCCAAAUACUUCCUUCAGGAUGAUGUUCCACCCUAGACUUCUUUUCAGAAUAUGGAAUUUUUUUUUUUUUGGUCUUAUAAAUCCACUUCCAUGGCUGUAAACAGAGGAUGGGUGCCUAAAUCCUUCCGUUGUGCCACAUAGCCUGGUAUAGUGGGACAUCCCCCAGAGGAAACUUGGUUUGCAUUGCAUAAGUUGACACAAGGGGAGGGGGAAGGAUGGGGGGGAUGCAAGCGUAUUCUUUUGUGUGUGUGGUUAGUGUACAGAAGGGGUAUAGCUUUUAAAUCCUCUUCUAGCAGAUGAAGAAAAGGCAGCUUGGGUGUAUGUGUCUGGUAAGGGGGUGAGGAGAACUAUCUUUGCUGCUGCCAGGCACAUGUUACCGUAUCGCAUGGCGAGGCAGUACGUUGUGGCUGUCCAAAUCUCUCUCUUUGUUAUACUUUGUUCUCGAUCCAGGCUGCAUUUGCUGCUGAAGAGAGUCUGUCUUG